AAUUACUGAAAUCUGGCAGCAGGCAGAAUAUCCGUGAUGGACCCAGCUGCUGCAUUCCCCCACAAAUCUGUGAAUCGGAUCUUUCACUUACUGGAAAUGUACUUGGAGGCAGCUUCGUUCCAAGAAAUCUUUUACUCCUUUGUUCCUCGCACAGCCACGAGAGAGCUUUUUUCAAUGCAGCUUUCAAUCCGCGGGAACAAAAACGUUCAAUCGCUGGCUAGAAGUCUGUCUCUAGAACCUUGCUUUGCAAUUGGGGAAGUCUUCGUGCAAGCUCUUCGCGGGGAGAAGCACAGACGGAGAGAUGUCAUGGCGCCCCCAGUACCGCAGUUCAAAGUUUCGAAACGUCUACGGGAAAGUGGCGAACCGAGAGCACUGCUUUGACGGGGUCCCGAUCACCAAGAACGUGCAUGACAACCACUUCUGCGCGGUGAAUGCCAAGUUCCUCGCCAUAGUAACGGAGAGCGCUGGCGGCGGGUCCUUCCUGGUCAUUCCGCUGGAACAAACCGGUCGGAUAGAACCAAACUAUCCAAAAGUCUGUGGUCACCAGGGCAACGUGCUUGAUAUCAAGUGGAAUCCUUUUAUUGAAAACAUCAUCGCUUCUUGCUCGGAAGACACCUCGGUGCGGAUAUGGGAAAUUCCAGAGGGCGGCUUGAAGCGGAACAUGACCGAAGCUGUUCUAGAGCUCUAUGGGCACAGCCGCCGGGUUGGUCUCGUGGAAUGGCACCCAACUGCCAACAAUGUCUUGUUCAGUGCCGGAUACGACUACAAGGUUCUGAUCUGGAACCUCGACAUUGGAGAGCCGGUGAAGAUGAUAGAUUGCCAUACGGACGUCAUUCUCUGCAUGUCCUUCAAUACCGACGGCAGCCUUCUGUCUACCACCUGCAAAGACAAGAAGCUGCGGCUGAUAGAGCCGCGUUCGGGCAAAGUCCUUCAGGAAGCCAGCUGCAAGAACCAUCGUGUGAACCGGGUGGUCUUUCUAGGGAACGUGAAGCGGCUGCUGACGACCGGCGUCUCGAGGUGGAAUACGAGGCAGAUCGCACUCUGGGAUCAGGAAGACCUGGCCAUGCCCCUCGUCGAGGAGGAGAUCGAUGGGCUGUCGGGGCUCUUGUUUCCGUUCUACGACGCUGACACGCACAUGCUGUACUUGGCCGGAAAGGGAGACGGGAACAUCCGCUACUAUGAAAUCGGCACCGAAAAGCCCUACCUGAACUAUCUCAUGGAGUUUCGCUCUCCGGCCCCGCAGAAAGGACUGGGGGUGAUGCCAAAGCACGGCCUGGACGUCUCUGCCUGUGAGGUGUUCCGCUUCUACAAACUGGUUACCUUAAAGGGUCUGAUUGAGCCCAUCUCGAUGAUCGUGCCACGGAGGUCCGAGACGUACCAAGAGGAUAUUUACCCGAUGACGCCAGGCACGGAACCAGCCCUGACCCCGGACGAAUGGCUGAGCGGAAUGAACAGAGAUCCCAUAUUGAUGUCUCUGAAGGAGGGCUAUAAAAAAACAUCCAAAGUUGUCUUUAAAGCACCGAUAAGAGAGAAAAAAAGUGUUGUGGUCAAUGGAAUAGAUUUGCUCGAAAACGUGCCCCCCAGGACGGAGAAUGAGCUCCUCAGAAUGUUCUUUCGGCAACAGGAUGAGAUCCGGCGGUUGAAAGAAGAGCUCUCGCAGAAAGAUAUCAGAAUUCGACAACUGCAGCUGGAGUUGAAAAACUUACGGAACAGCCCGAAAAAUAAUUAAUUAACCUCGAGAGACACUUUAUAAAUAAAGUUUCUUUGUUUCUACUUGCUCUUUUAUUUUACCGGAUCCACUUACACAGAAGAUGAGCCACAUGGCCUGUCAAGAGGCCACAUGCUAACUGGAAAUACGUCCUUGUAGUCUUAUCUAGCACUAAAUAAAUAAAUAAAAGACUUGUACACUAUAACUGAAAAUAACUGCAUGAAAGGAAGCUGGGUAUGUAUUUAUAUUCCAGCGUUUUUCGUGGAGUAAGUAGAACAAUGUAUUCUCUAUAUCUAAAGACGACGGAGCUAACCAGUAAGGCACAACUUAACUUUAACUUAAAAUGGAGAGAGAAUGAAGGAUGCCCCUAUGAAAGCAAUAUGGUUUAUUGCUGUUAACUUUUUCCUAUGCAAAGCCUGACAAUGAAUGCACGCAGCCUACCAAACUGGAAUUGUAACUCACUUAACGGUCACCUCAAAUCAAGGGCUUAAUUCACAAACGUUCUCUCCAAAUCCUCUGGCCCUGGCCUUUGUUUGAAGUAGGUUCAGGAAAACCUGCCCUUCACCCUGGCAUUGGUUGCAAACGUUUCCUUGUCGGGAGAGAGGUAGCGAAAUUUGACGUGUGUCUUAGGACGUGGCUUCAUGAUCCAAUUUUCAAGUUCCUUACUCAAUUGCUAUACUCCUCUGUGACCUUACUUUGUCAGUUGCUUGCGUUUCUCUUUAUGGAAACCUGUCCUUCUCCUUAGCAGGAUGGGGGCUGGUUGGAUAGAGAGUUUGUUUGGUUGGGGUUUUUUUAAACUAUCUGAGGUUUCCUAAAAGCAGUGAGUCUCUCUUCCCUGAUGUGCUAAGAGGGACCCGAGAGUCCUAGUUUCUCCUGGUGAUAACUCCGCCCUCGUAUACAAGCGGCAAGCAGCAAA
Molecule: messenger RNA, 2624 nt
Organism: Pelodiscus sinensis (Chinese soft-shelled turtle)
Lineage: Eukaryota; Metazoa; Chordata; Testudines; Trionychidae
Source: RefSeq, a predicted model, not a curated record